This is a messenger RNA of Leguminivora glycinivorella, 1274 nucleotides long. RefSeq names its product 15-hydroxyprostaglandin dehydrogenase [NAD(+)]-like. The transcript has 5 exons. The coding region runs from base 16 to 894 and encodes 292 amino acids. The record is from RefSeq and is a predicted model, not a curated record. Lineage: Eukaryota; Metazoa; Arthropoda; Insecta; Lepidoptera; Tortricidae. Gene Ontology annotation, cellular component: cytoplasm. Gene Ontology annotation, molecular function: oxidoreductase activity, acting on the CH-OH group of donors, NAD or NADP as acceptor.
AAUUAGAUUGCAAAAAUGUUGGAUGUCUUCGCGCAUUCAGCAGCCGUUCGCGGAGCGGCGCGUACGCACGCAAGCAGCAUGGCGCACGAUUUGAACGGCAAGGUCGCGCUUGUGACGGGCGCCGCUAACGGCGUGGGCGCAGGGAUUGUGAAGCUGCUGCUGGCUGAAGGAGCGAAGCACGUCGCCAUUCUCGACAUCGAUGAAACCAAAGGGACCGAGUUCCAAAACGAGUUAAACGCAGAAUACGGCGCCAACAAGAGCAAGUUCUACCAGUGUGACGUCACGAACGACGAUCAGCUGUUCGAGGCGUUUCAGUCCGUCGUGGGAGGCCACGGGGGCUUAGACUUGGUAGUCAACAAUGCUGGUAUCAUGAACGAUGCCCCGCAUGUGUAUAAGAAAGAAAUUUCGGUUAAUGUGACUGCUCUGAUCACCAGCACAUUAAAAGCCCUAGAGCUGAUGCGCACAGACGAAGGUGGUAAAGGAGGCACCGUCAUCAACAUAGCUUCAGUCGCCGGCCUUUGCCAGUUUUCCUUAAUGCCCAUCUACUGGGCCACCAAGGCGGCUGUUAUCCAGUUCAGCAACUGUAUUGGUAAAGAGGACUACUACGAGAAGACUGGCGUCCGCGUGCUAGCAGUUUGUUUUGGAGCCACCGAAACCAGUCUCAUCAGCAGCCAGAAGCUGGGAUCGCUUGACAAAAAUGUGGCCAGCGAAAACCUCGAGAGCCAAAUUUACAAAUUCUAUGUACAAAGAAUGGAAUCAGCAGCCCAGGGGGUGAUCGAUUCUUACAAGAUUGGCUCCAGUGGAAGCACCUGGAUCGUAACUCGCGACCUUCCGGCCAAGGACAUCACGGACAACGUUGAUAGGGCCUAUGAGAUCUUGGGUGAACAUAUGUAACCACGUACAGAUAUAAGUAGUGCAUAGGAUAGUUAUCCAUCGUAAUUUCUCGGAAACAUUGAUAGUUGUCGUGCUCGUUCGGAACCGAGACUGACUGAAAUAACAUGACACGUUCGUGAGUUUCCAUGAAAAUCCGAAAGAAACACAUUUCGCAUUAACAUCUGUAUGUACAGCGAUCUGCAAAAUUGCAUGGACACAUUAGUGUACGAAUGAAACACAUUCAGCGACCAUGCACUUGUACCUAUAGAUAGAACUGUACAUAUAGACAAUGUUUUCCAAUUCUAGAAAAUUCGGGAAAUUAAGAUGAAAGCAGCAUAAGGAGGUUGCAGGGUUUUACAUUAGUAUUAAAUUAAGUAUCUAAAUAAAUAGUUUUAGGUAAA